AUAUGUCUGGAUAGGAUAUAUAAUAAUUAAGCAAAACAAAUGGGAGAUAACCAAAAACGGCAUCUUGUUCUCGUACAUGGUAUAUGCCAUGGAGCUUGGUGCUGGUACAAGCUACAGACACUGCUGGAGGACGCCGGUUACCGUGUCUCAAAUCUUGAUAUGUCAGCCUCUGGCAUUGACCCGAAAAGCCUAGCUGACCUUAGCACAUUUCCUGAAUAUACAGACCCGUUACUUAACUUUAUGGAGUCGAUUCCAUCAGUUGAAACUGUAGUUCUAAUCGGACAUAGUCUUGCUGGCAUGAACUUGGCUUUUGCAAUGGAGAAAUACCCUAAAAAGGUUUCUUUGGCAAUUUUUAUUGCGGCUAUAAUGCCUGACGCUAUAAAUAAGCCAUCCUUUGUUUUGGAAGAGUACUUCUCACGGAUCCCGCCGGGAGCUUUUAUGGACUCUCAUUUCCCACCAUUUGGCCGCCCCGAAAAUAAGCUGAUGGCAAUAAACUUUGGUCCGCAAUACAUGGAAGCCACAAUAUAUUCACGCUCCCCACCUGAGGAUCGUACUUUAGCAAAUAAUUUAGUGAGGCCAGGCUGUUUCUUUAUGGAAGAUUUGUCAAAAAGGAAGCCGUUUUCCAACGACAAGUAUGGAUCCGUAAAGCGUGCUUUUAUUAUAGCUGGUGCAACUGAUGCCGAACACAAAUUCUAUCGCUGGGAAAUUGAAAAUUUUGAAGUGCCAAUAGUGAAAGAGAUGGACAAGGAAACUACUGAUCACAUGGCAAUGAUUUCAAAUCCUAAAACUCUUUGCCGAUAUAUAUUGGAUAUUGUGGAAAAUAAACCAAAUUAAUGAUCACUGAUGAAUUCAAGAAUCAUUUGUUGUCUACUAGUAUUUCAAUAAUUGACUGAGUAAUUUAAGGAGUCUUCUUGGAUAUGUAAUAGCCACGUUUAUUUUGAUGCAUUUCCCUGUAUCCUCUAGUAUGUUUGGAAUGUAAUCUGCAAUAAGUUUUUUAGGCAAUAAGAAGUAAUUUU
Molecule: messenger RNA, 1016 nt
Organism: Olea europaea var. sylvestris
Lineage: Eukaryota; Viridiplantae; Streptophyta; Magnoliopsida; Lamiales; Oleaceae
Product: salicylic acid-binding protein 2-like
Exons: 3
Coding region: 40-834 (264 amino acids)
Biological process (GO): jasmonic acid metabolic process; salicylic acid metabolic process
Molecular function (GO): methyl indole-3-acetate esterase activity; methyl salicylate esterase activity; methyl jasmonate esterase activity
Source: RefSeq, a predicted model, not a curated record